Molecule: messenger RNA, 1839 nt
Organism: Musa acuminata subsp. malaccensis (wild Malaysian banana)
Lineage: Eukaryota; Viridiplantae; Streptophyta; Magnoliopsida; Zingiberales; Musaceae
Molecular function (GO): ATP binding; protein binding; ATP hydrolysis activity
Source: RefSeq, a predicted model, not a curated record
GCAGAGAAAGCAGUCUUCCCUUUCUCCCUUCCUCUCUACUCCUUUUCUUUUUCCGUGUGUGUCAGAGAGAGGGAGAGAGGGAGGGGGAGAGGAAGAGAGAGAGAGAGAGAGAGAGAGAGAGAGAGAGGAUGCCGGGGAGCCACGAUCAGCGGUCGAGAUCUGCCAAGGCGGUUACCAUCCACGGCUGCGCUCAGUCCGGGGACCUCAUCGGCGUACAGAAGCGGCUCCAGGAGAACCCGUCGCUCCUCAAUGCGAGGAACGCUGUCAUGGCACAAACACCACUUCAUGUGGCAGCUGGAUAUAACAAUACUAGUAUCGUCAAGUACCUGCUUGAGUGGAAAGGUCCAGAGAAAGUUGAGCUGGAGGCAAGGAACAUGUAUGGUGAAACACCAUUGCACAUGGCAGCGAAAAAUGGUUGCAGUGAAUCAGCAAGGAUGCUUCUCAGACACGGUGCUUCUCUUGAGGCAAAAGCCAAUAAUGGAAUGACUCCAUUACAUUUGGCUGUUUGGCAUGCACUGCGAGCAGAAGAUAGCAUUACAGUGAGCACAUUGCUAGAAUAUAAUGCUGAUUGUAGUGUCAAAGAUAAUGAGGGAAUGACCCCUUUAAAUCAUCUCUCAGAUGGUGCUUCUAGCGAGAAACUUCGAGGACUCCUUGGUCGGCAUAUGGAGGAGCAAAGAAAGCGAAAAGCAAUUGAGUCAUGCAGCGAGGCAAAAGCAAAAAUGACUGAGUUUGAAGCAGCUAUCUCAAAUAUUGUGGGAUUGCAGGAGCUCAAAAUGCAAUUGCGUAGAUGGGCUAGGGGUAUGCUCUUUGAUGAGAAGCGCCGGGCAUUGGGAUUAAAUAUAGCACCAAGAAGGCCUCCACAUAUGGCGUUCCUUGGUAAUCCUGGAACAGGCAAAACGAUGGUCGCCCGGAUUCUUGGGAAACUCCUCCACAUGGUGGGCAUUUUAUCUACUGACAAAGUAACAGAAGUGCAAAGGACCGACCUAGUUGGUGAAUUUGUGGGGCACACAGGACCAAAGACUAGGCGCAAGAUAAAUGAAGCAGAGGGAGGAAUACUUUUCGUCGACGAAGCCUACAGAUUGAUUCCAAUGCAAAAAGCAGAUGACAAGGACUAUGGCUUAGAGGCACUCGAAGAAAUAAUGUCCGUGAUGGACAGUGGAAAGGUGGUGGUGAUAUUUGCCGGGUAUUCUGAGCCAAUGAAACGUGUGAUCCAAUCGAACGAAGGGUUCUGUCGGAGGGUAACCAAGUUCUUCUACUUCGACGACUUCAACACCACCGAACUUGCUCAGAUUCUUCAUAUCAAAAUGGACCACCAAGAUCAGAAUAGUUUACUGUACGGGUUCAAGCUCCACCCAUCUUGUAGCGUCGAAGCCGUUGCAGAGUUGAUCGACAGAGAGACAACGGAUAAACAAAGGAGGGAGAUGAAUGGGGGUUUAAUUGGUCCAUUGCUUGCAAAUGCUCGUGAAAACUUAGAUCUUCGUCUUGAUUUUGAUUGCACCGACACUGAUGGUUUAGUGACAAUAACAUUGGAGGAUCUGAAAGCAGGCCUGGAACUACUUUCACCAUGAUAUUUCUCUGCUUAGCUUACAGCUUCACUUCUUGUAGUCAGCUCAGCUCCAACAAAUAGCAGAUUGUCACACUGCAACAGUAGUAGGUAUGAUUCGUUGCUGCUGAUGUAUUCUUUCCAAUGCAAUGAGUAGUAAAUCUCAGGUUGUAUGGGAUAAAUGAUUAAUUGUUUGCUUCUUAUUUGAUGGUGUAAUACGUAAAAGCAAGUUUGCUUCUGUUCUAUAAACCGUUUGUCAUUUGUUCUUUAGCCAUUAACAUGAGAAAUCAUGAAUA